CUGGCAGAGAACAGAGACCCAGAGGCAGGCAGUGAGAAGGUAGCUGACCAAGUCGCAGAACAGAACCAACCCCACACGAGAAUCUCAGGCAGGACGACAGACCCAUAGGCCAUACCUGCUACUGACCCCGAGUACCCCACCAGCCAAGCAGGACCCUCGAAGAAUGGCCAACGCCCAGACUCAGGUGGCCCCCACACCAACCAUCCCAAUGGCGACUGCAGAGGACCUGUCCCUCCCUCCACCCCCAGUCCUGGAGGAUCUGCCACCACCGCCGCCCAAGGAGUCCUUCUCUAAGUUCCACCAGCAGCGGCAAGCUGGCGAGCUCCGCCGCCUCUACAGGCACAUCCACCCUGAGCUCCGCAAAAACUUGGCUGAGGCCGUGGCUGAGGACCUGGCCGAGGUCCUGAGCUCUGAGGAGCCCACAGAGGGUGACGUCCAGUGCAUGCGCUGGAUCUUUGAGAAUUGGCGGCUGGAUGCCAUUGGUGAUCAUGAGAAACCAGCUGCCAAAGAGCCCGUGCCAGGCGGUGAUGUCCAGGCCACUUCCCGAAAGUUUGAGGAAGGAACCUUUGCCAACAGCACAGACCGGGAGCCAGCGGGACCCCGUCCAUCGGGAGGAGAUGUUCGUGCAGCCCGGUGGCUGUUUGAGACAAAGCCACUGGAUGAGCUUGGGGGCCAGGUGGAGGCAACAGAGCCUACCACGAGGGAGCCUGCAGCCAGUGGAGAUGUGCAGGGAACUAGGAUGCUCUUUGAGACACGGCCACUGGACCGCCUGGGCUCCCGCCCCUCCAUCCAAGAGCAGAGCCCCUUGGAACUGCGCUCUGAGAUCCAGGAGCUGAAGGGCGAUGUGAAGAAAACAGUGAAGCUGUUCCAAACAGAGCCACUGUGUGCCAUCCAGGAUGCAGAAGGUGCCAUCCAUGAGGUCAAGGCCGCGUGUCGGGAGGAGAUCCAAAGCAACGCAGUGCGGUCUGCCCGCUGGCUCUUUGAGACACGACCUCUGGAUGCUUUCAACCAAGACCCCAGCCAGGUGAGGGUGAUCCGGGGGAUCUCCCUAGAGGAGGGGGCCCGGCCUGACGUCAGUGCAACACGUUGGAUCUUUGAGACGCAGCCCCUGGAUGCCAUCCGGGAGAUCUUGGUGGAUGAGAAAGACUUCCAGCCAUCCCCGGACCUUAUUCCUCCUGGUCCAGAUGUUCAGCAACAGCGGCAUCUGUUUGAGACCCGAGCCCUGGACACUCUGAAGGGAGACGAGGAGGCUGGAGCUGAGGCUCCACCUAAGGAAGAAGUGGUCCCUGGCAACGUCCGCUCCACUCUGUGGUUAUUUGAGACAAAACCCCUGGACUCUCUCAGAGACAACGUCCAAGUGGGUCACUUGCAGCGGGUGGGACACCAGGAGGGUGAAGGACUCAUGUGUGAUGGCUCCUCAGCACUACCUCUGUCUCAGGGUGUGCCCCAAAGAGACGGGGUGAAGGGGGAUGUGAAGACCUUCAAGAACCUUUUUGAGACCCUUCCCCUCGACAGUAUUGGGCAGGGUGAGCCUCCGACCCCAGAGAGUGCAAAUGGAUCAGAAGCAACUGCUAGACAGCCCCAGGGUGUGGGAUCCCCAGUAUAUGCCAUGCAGGACAGCAAGGGCCAUCUUCAUGCCCUGACCUCUGUCAGUAGAGAGCAGGUAGUUGGAGGUGAUGUGAAGGGCUAUAGAUGGAUGUUUGAGACCCAGCCCCUCGAUCAGCUGGGUCGAAAUCCCAGUACCAUCGAUGUGGUACGGGGCAUCACUCGGCAGGAAGUGGUGGCUGGGGAUGUUGGCACUGCUCUAUGGCUCUUUGAGACUCAGCCCCUGGAGAUGAUCCACCAGCGGGAACAGCAGGAACGACAGGAAGAGGACAGAAAGAAUCAAGAAGGCCCCAAGUCUGAGAAUCCCCCAAAGGGCGAUGUGCAGACCAUCCGGUGGUUAUUUGAGACUUGCCCAAUGAGUGAGUUGGCAGAGAAGCAGGGGUCAGAGGUCACAGAUCCCACAACCAAGGCUGAGGCCCGGUCCUGCACCUGGAUGUUCAAGCCCCCACCCCUGGACCAGGCAGAGGGCUCCAGGGAGCAGCACCUGCAGGUCAGUCAGGUUCAGACUGGGGAAAGACAGACAGCUGGACAUGUCUUUGAGACCGAACCUCUGCAGGCCUCUGCAGGCCGCCCCUGUGGAAGAGGGCCUGUGCGGUAUUGCAGCCGGGUAGAGAUCCCUUCAGGGCAGGUGUCUCGUCAGAAGGAGGUUUUCCAGGCCCUGGAGUCAGGCAAGAGAGAAGAUCAGGGGGCCAAGAUAACCCCUGCACCCAUCCCUGAAGGUUCUGUACACAAGUUCACCUGGCUCUUUGAGAACUGCCCCAUGGGCUCCCUGGCAGCCGAGAGCAUCCGAGGGGGCAACCUCCAGGAAGAGCAGCCAGAGACACCUUCAGAAAAUGGAAUGCUGGAGAAGCAAGAGUCUGCAGCCGAGCUGACCCUGCAGACUCUGCAUGCCACACCGGGCGUCCUGCACCAUGGAGGCAUCCUCAUGGAGACCCGAGGGCCAGGGGAGCUCUGCCUUGCUAAGUACAUGCUCCCAAGCCCAGGGCAGGGUCAUCCUCACAUACGGAAGGAGGAGCUGGUGUCUGGGGAGCUUCCCAGGAUUGUCCGCCAAGUGUUACGCCGACCAGACAUUGACCAACAGGGACUACUGGUACAGCAGGACCCAAAUGGCCAACUUCAGCUCCAUCCACUGAGGCUGCCAGCUCCAGGCAACAGUGGGAAUGUUGAAGACCUGGAUCCCCAGCUCCAGCAACUGCUGGCUUGUAGCCUUGGGGCCUCUGUGAUGAGGACUGGGCUGGUGAUGCAGGAGACAGAGCAGGGUCUCGUCUCUCUGACUGCCUACACCCUCCAGCCCCAGCUAACCAGCAGGGCCCCCGAGAGGAGAAGUGUGCAGUUGCUGGCCAGCUGCAUAGACAAAGGAGACCUGAGUGGCCUGCACAGCCUGCGGUGGGAGCCACCGGCUGACCCAAGUCCGGUGCCAGUCAGCGAGGGGGCCCAGAAGCGUCCCCCGACUGAGAACAUCAUCCAUGUUCCACCACUGGACCCCAGCAUGGGGGCGGGGCAUCCCAGAGGUAUAGGAGUCAUGCCCUGCCCGCCUAAGGCCAUUGGAAAGGCAAGCCCUCCGGCCGGAGACACUGCAGCCCCAACCCCAUUGCAGGAGGCAAAAAAGCAGGAAGACAGCCAUCACACUGGGAAGAAAGGGGCGGCAGCCUUAGGAGGAGCCACGGCUACCCCACCAGGGCCUGGAACCCCAGACCUCCAGGCAGCCAUGCAGAGUUUGCGGAUGGCAACAGCGGAGGCCCAGAGCCUGCACCAGCAAGUUCUGAACAAGAAAAAACAGGGCCCCACCCCUGCAGCCACUGCCACGCCCGUCCAAGAUGGUCUCCUGAAAGCACCGGCCAGUGUCACUGGGGCUACCCAGAGCAACAUCAGGCCUAUGGCCGGAGGUGACUCCAGGAUCCCCGCAACCCCCAGAAAGCUGCUGUGACAGGACGUGACUUCUCAGCCCAAGCCCGCCAUGAUGAGGACGCCAACCAGCAGACCUCCAAUCCCUUGCAGGACCCCCUUCACACCCACAGCAGCCCUGCUGGUCAGAAAACUUCUGGGGGGUCACAGA
Sciurus carolinensis (gray squirrel) is the source of this 3661-nucleotide messenger RNA. It is a transcript of the gene Xirp1, whose product is annotated as xin actin binding repeat containing 1. Gene Ontology annotation, molecular function: actin filament binding. Lineage: Eukaryota; Metazoa; Chordata; Mammalia; Rodentia; Sciuridae. The record is from RefSeq and is a predicted model, not a curated record. Gene Ontology annotation, biological process: actin cytoskeleton organization; actin filament organization. The transcript has 3 exons. The coding region runs from base 164 to 3532 and encodes 1122 amino acids. Gene Ontology annotation, cellular component: stress fiber; focal adhesion.